Equus quagga is the source of this 1448-nucleotide messenger RNA. RefSeq names its product potassium calcium-activated channel subfamily M regulatory beta subunit 4 (gene KCNMB4). Gene Ontology annotation, molecular function: calcium-activated potassium channel activity; potassium channel regulator activity. Gene Ontology annotation, cellular component: voltage-gated potassium channel complex; membrane. The coding region runs from base 72 to 704 and encodes 210 amino acids. Lineage: Eukaryota; Metazoa; Chordata; Mammalia; Perissodactyla; Equidae. Gene Ontology annotation, biological process: potassium ion transport; detection of calcium ion. The record is from RefSeq and is a predicted model, not a curated record. The transcript has 3 exons.
GGGCUCGGGCGUCGCCGUCGGCCGCGGUCCUGCGCGGUCCCCUCGGCGGUGGCGGCGCCGCGGGCGGGGCGAUGGCGAAGCUGCGCGUGGCCUACGAGUACACGGAGGCCGAGGACAAGAGCCUGCGGCUCGGCCUGUUCCUCAUCGUCUCGGGCGUCGUGUCCCUCUUCAUCUUCGGCUUCUGCUGGCUCGGGCCCGCGCUGCAGGGGCUGCGCGCCACGGCGGCCAACUGCACGGUGCUGUCGGUGCAGCAGCUGCGCGAGGAGUUCGAGUGCACCUUCACCUGCGGCUCCGCCUGCAGCGGCACCGCGCACUACCCGUGCGUGCAGGUGUUCGUGCGCGGCCCCGAGGCCAGCUCCCGGGCGCUGCUGCACCCCGACGAGCGCCAGCUGCUCGCCAACCCCAAGUGCUCCUAUAUUCCUCCCUGUAAGAGAGAAAAUCAGAAGAACCUGGAGAGCGUCAUGAACUGGCAGCAGUACUGGGAGGAGGAGAUUGGUUCCCAGCCGUUUACCUGCUAUUUUAACCAAUUUCAAAGACCGGACGAUGUGCUCCUGCAUCGCACGCAUGAUGAGAUUGUCCUCCUGCAUUGCUUCCUCUGGCCCCUGGUGACAUUUGUGGUGGGCGUCCUCAUCGUGGUCCUGACCAUCUGUGCCAAGAGCCUGGCCGUCAAGGCGGAAGCCAUGAAGAAGCGCAAGUCCUCUUAGAGGGGAGGGGGCUGUGGAAGGGAGCACAGGAGCUGCACUCAUUGCACACGUCUGCCUCAGAGCUUCGUCCCGGCGCGGGAGCUGGAAGCGGCUAUGCAGGGUCUCCGAGAGGCUCCUCCCUCAGUGGCAGCAGGAACAGGCACAACUGGAAGACGUGGAGCCUCAUCGAUUGUACUCCAUGUGCCGUGGCAAUGGCCAAAGGGUCGAGCUCUUAGCUGUAUGGAGUAAUCAGAAAAUCCUAUAAGAAGUUAAUUUUCUUUGGAAAGUAAUAGUAUAUAAUUGUACAGUGUAGCAUAUAAACCACUAUGAUUUAUGCUACUUAAAUAUAUUAAAAUAGAGUGGUCUGUGUUCUUUUCUAUUUCCUUUUUUUAUGCUUAGGACACCAGAGUUUAAAAAAAGUGUCUUCUAGGUUUCGUUUGAUUCUGCUAGAUUAAACUUCUCCUUGGAGACAAGGAUUCUGCACAAGUCUUGACCUCACUAUAUAAUCCCCAGUUUCCAUCACUACAGGGUACCUUUGACUCCUGCUUGAGGAAAGGCAGCUGUAAGGUCAGCUCAGUCUCCAGGCACUUCUGAGACCCUGCAGCAGGGGCCCCGAAGACCCGGAAGAUGUCCUCCGGCACUCGGCUUUGUGUCUCCGCCAUUUUUCUCCAGGCUGUUUCUUCAGAGAGGGAGGAGAUUCUGCACAACGCCUGUCCUGGCCCUGAGAGCACGUGGUCCUUUAUUCGUCUGUUCUUGUCAUCUUGA